AUGUAUUUAUUUUUUUCCAAGGAUGCUUACUCCAGACUUGAAAACGAUGUUGCCAGCUCAGGCGCACAAGUUGAUUUUGAUGAUUACAUGCCUGUACCAGUAACCUCGUGUGGUAAGGUAGAUAAAAGCACACAGCCACCCAUUGUUCCAGAAGUUCCCUACAAAAAUCAAUGUGAGCGUGGGCAGAGAGAACUCAGGGGUGAAAUUAUUGACAACAUGAGACAAGUAGCUUUGAGAGCUGUACACUUUGAAGAAACAGACUUGCCUCAAUUGGUUGCAGAAAUAGUUGGGAGUAAGAAAUGGAUUUCCUCCUUUGGUUGCAAUGUGUCAAGUACAGAGAAAAAUCCAAUCUUGGAAUCUCUUAUAAAGGACUACAAGGAGUGCAUAUCCAAAGAAAAGACAAGUGAGGUUAGGAAGAGGGCUGCAGCUCAAAAGACAAAGUUGUUUAUUGGCUCAACUUUAAAAGAUAGCAGAUUGACAUUGACAGGUGACAAAACAGCACAAACAUUUCGGAGCAGGGUUGUUGCUGCUGACUCUGUAGGAAGGAUCACUUGCUAUGCAGAUGAAAGGAGAAGACUGUUGUCCAUUGUUGCAAUGGAUUACCCCUACCGAUUUCUGCAAGAACGGUUUGGCUGCUUGCCAAACACAGUUACUGCUGGAAAAGUUCAUGCGAUCCUCUUUGGUCGUGGUGGGACCCCAUCAUCUAAGUUUAAGUUCCAACGACAGAGUGUGAGUCCAGCUGUUCUUGAGGAACUCUCAGAAUUCUUUUUGAGGGAUGAUGUGUCAAGACCUUCAUCCUGCAGGAGCAUUAUUGUUCAUGGUCAUGAAACUCCAGUCAGAUAUUGGAAAGAUAGCAUCAAGAACCUGGUGAACCAGUACCUGUUGGAGUUCCCUAAUGGUGUAAAGAGAACUUAUAUUUAUAGCCAUCUGCCACCAAGCUUCCGUUCUGACACAAUGUUGGUAGGACUUUGCAAUCUCUGUGACGAUUAUGGACAUUCUAAUUAUGACAAGAUGCAAUCUUUAUUGAGUGACAUCGAACGUAGUGCAUCCAUCUCACUGAAAGAAGAGAAAGCAAAGGUCACAAAGCACCAGCAGUUCCUUACGACGCAGUUUGGAAAAAUUGUUGACAGGCAUUCCCCCUGUCUUGAACUCUGCAUGGCACAUGCCUUUCGGUCUUGCUCAGAAGCCCAUCCAAAUUCUUGUCCUGAUGUUGUUGCUUUGGUUCAAGUUGAGCAAGUUGUGCAAGAACACAUAGGGAGGAUAGCAGAUCGCUCGGAGUGUGACAGAUUGAAGGAGGAACUGAAGGAAGUGAUGACCUCUAGUGUAUUAUACACCAGUCAUUUGUUGAGAACAAGGCACCAAGGGGACAAUCACAAAUUUGUGCUCAACAAUCUCCAGCCAGGUGAAGCAGUUGUUAUUGAUUAUAAAAUGAAACUGGAGCUUGGUGUACGUCUUCGUGAAAUUCAAAGGGACUGGUAUGGCAAGAGAGGCGUAUCUCUACAUGGCCUCCUUGCCAUAGCUCAAGUGGAUGAAAACAAGAAAGUCAGUGAAGUCCUGGACUUAUGGUCAGAGGACACCAAACAGGAUUCCUGGUUUACCCAGAGUGCUAUGGAUGUGGCUUUUACAUGGCUGCAAAAGGCAUUUCCUGGCUUCAGAGUGUAUUUGUUGUCUGGUACGUCUUGA
Molecule: messenger RNA, 1683 nt
Organism: Porites lobata
Lineage: Eukaryota; Metazoa; Cnidaria; Anthozoa; Scleractinia; Poritidae
Source: the annotation of a GenBank genome assembly